UGGAGCAGUGAAAGAUGAAGGUCUGAAACAUUUUGUGUUUAACUGCUGUUAUAAUUCCAAUUUCUAUACUGUUUUGGCUCCUGGUGGCUCACAAUGUCUCAGAUGUACAUAAAGAGAGACACUCCCUGUACCACAUCUACACUGUUCACUACAGUUCGUCACAAAACACCAAUAACAUCACCAAGUUCACUGCUGCAGUCCUAUUUGAUGGUGAACAGGUAGACUACUUCAGUGAUAGCAAUGACAGGGUCUUGGAACAGACGGAAGAGUCCUGGAGGAAUAGAGCAACAAUAAGGAAAGAGCAUCAGACGUUUUUGAAUGAAUUUGAAGGUUUUAUCCACCUUCUGGAACUCAAUUCUAAAGGUCGGUGUAAGACUACACCUUAAAUAUGCAUGUUAUUACAAGUAUAUAUGAUGAGCUGUGUGUAAAAAGCUGUAAAUGAAUUAUUCUUGUGUGGAUUUCAGAUGAUCACCACUUUAUAAAGACACGUGGCUGUGAGAUUGAGAGGUCCUCUAGUGGAGAUGUGACCUUACUGAACACUACAGAUGAAUACAGACUCAAUGGAAAGGCCGUCCUCUAUUUUGAUGUUCACAACUAUCAGUGGAUGGUCCUGGACAAUGAGUUCCUUCCAGUUAAAGUAAUGUGGAAUAAUGAACCCCAUCGUAACCAAGUCACCAAGGACUACCUGCAGCAAAAGUGUAUGGAUAGACUCCUCAGUUACCUGAAUGAUAAUGAUAGUGACAGUAAUGAGAUGUCAGGUCUCCCCAACCUGGGUGAUUAUGAUGAUGAAAUUAAGGACAGUGCGACAGAAAAGAACAGCACCCUGUACGAGUAUAGUGACGAUUAUGAUAUAUAUUAUUCUUUAGAUAUACUGCCUGUACCCCCGGUUCCCUCAACUGAAAUGUUAAGCCUGACCAUAAUAAUAAUAAUAAUAAUAAUUAUUAUUAUUAUUAUUAUGGUGAUCAUUUUUGCACUGUACAGAAGAAGGACUGUUACUACCACAAAAUACUCUGGAGUGAUUACUUGGGUUCUUUUAACUUUUAAGAAGUGGAUAAGAAAAGAAAAAGCUGCAAAACCUCCAGGUAAAGAAGCUUCCAGAGAGGAAUUGAAAGUGUUAGUAAAUGAAGAUCAGGAUGGAGGAGAUGCAGAAGAACCUGACACUGAGGAUGAGGAUGAUGAUGGUAAGAACCUGGACAGAUGGACUCAGACUGCAGCUGGAGAAAGAUUCACUCGUUCACUGGAACAUCUACAUCGGUUUAGAUCUUCAAUGGACCGAACACCUCCAACUUUGAAAGGAUCCACUGCUUCAAUGGAUUUACCGCCAGUUAUGGGUGAUGAUGAUGAUGAUGGUGGUGGUCAGUACCACAGUCAGAACAGUCGGACUCGGACUGCAGGACUGACCACAGCUGGAGGACAGCUCAGCUCUAGAACCGCCUCUCUCCCUGCGUUUGCGUCAGAGAGGAGUGACUGCUCUGACUCUCAGUGAGACAAUUGCAGCAAAGGAGGCCGUUACUACCUCACAUCAAGAAGAUCCCCUCAAUCUUAAAGCCAUAGUUCAGCAAAACAUCUGAUUUACCCUGUUACUCCAGAUGUAGUUGAUCAGUCAAGGCACAUUUGGUGUCUGAAUGUUGCUUCUUUAGUUUUAGUUGAAGUAUUUACUAAGGAAUUCAUUUAAACACGACAUUAUAUGAAGUAAAAAUAUGUUACAUGAUUGUCUUUUAAGCUCUAAAAUCAGUAUUUAAGCUAGAGCUGUAUAGUAUUAAACUCAAUGUGAGAUUGUGUACUGUUAACUUGGCACUAACAUCACACUG
This is a messenger RNA of Colossoma macropomum (tambaqui), 1811 nucleotides long. RefSeq lists its product as uncharacterized. Bases 605 to 1486 code for a protein of 293 amino acids. The transcript has 9 exons. NCBI's taxonomy places the organism in Eukaryota, Metazoa, Chordata, Actinopteri, Characiformes, Serrasalmidae. The record is from RefSeq and is a predicted model, not a curated record.